AUGGCUGCUUCCUCGAGGCCCAUGGGCCCUCAAUUGGCUGAUAUCUUAGCAGGUGGUCUUCCCAAAUUGAAACAUGUUGGUAACGCACAUACUAGUUCAUCAAAUGCUCCACGUGCUCCUGCUAUUCCUACAUUUCCAUCUAUACCGUCGUCACGACCUUCCAAGAGGUCUAGCAUGUCGUUCUCCAGGGCUGCACAGGCACAACAAGCCAAUCAGUUUCCUCCUGCUCCACCUGCUCCUCCAAUUCCAACUUUUUCUGUUUCAUCUGCCUCUUCUGUACCAUCGGCUCCUCCGAUUCCUGGAUCGGCUCCUCCACUUCCAACAUCUCUAGGCGUACCACAAUCGAGUCUCUCGCACUCUCGUCGGGCCUCUUCAGAUUCAGUCUCUUCCAUUGCUUCCACAAAGUCUAAACCAAAGCAGCCUUCCCAAAGGCCACACAGAAAAUCUUCCGCACCAUCAGUGGCUCCUCCUUUGCCUGGAUCUGCUCCUCCUCUGCCUGGAGCUGCUCCUCCUUUACCUAGUGCUCCUCCUCCUCUACCUAAUACUGCUCCUCCUCCGCCUGUCGCAUACCCUCUUCCUUCAUUGACUUCUGCUCCUUCCACGCGGCCCACGCAUCAACUUUCUCAGUUACCUCCUCCACCUCCUGCACCGACAACUCGUGCAGCUCCUCCACCUCCAGCUCCACCUCCUCCUCCUCCACUAUCUUCAUUUAGUUCCCCUCCAAAACACAAGUUACUUACGCAUUCUGCUACACCUUCCUCUACUCCUGUUCUUUCUGGACUUCCUUUCCUUGCAGAAAUUAACCAAAGGCGAGACGAUUCUCAUGUCGUGGAUAGCGAUCAUGCAACCAAAAAAUCUCUUCAGAGAUCCACUGCCCCUGCUAUCACAAACACUGUCAAAGCCCCUGCACAAGAUUCGGUAGAAAGCCCACCCCAGGAUUCAUUCUUAAGUGCAAUUAUGAACAGGCAGCAUCAGUUGGCCGAGAAAUCGGCUUCCCAUUCGUCUCCUGCGGCUUCUUCUGUAUUUUCAGCAGCUCCCCCAACAUCAAAUUCGAUAUCAGCAGAGGUUCAGCAAACUCUGGCUAUUCCAUCCAUUCCGCCCCCUCCGAUCUCACUUGCUCCUAGAGCUCCUUCUACGCCAGUUGUUUCGGCAUCACAUUCUCCAUCCCAUGUUCCUCCUCCCCCUCCAUCAUUUUCUUCGCCUCCUCCGCCUGCUCUUGCACCUUCACUGGCCUCUAUGGCUUCAAGGGAUCGAUCAUCUUCAGUUACUUCUUCCAUGCGCAGCAAGAGGGCGCCCCCACCUCCACCUCCAUCUGUUUCUUCUGCACCUAUUUCAGACAAUCUCUACACCGAAACUCCUGCUGAAAUACUAGAGCAGGAGCCAGUGCACAAGAUCUUUGGCUACGGGCUUCGGCAUACCGUCAAGUCGAAUGAUGCUAAGAUCAAUAGGCAACAAGAUGUGGGUUCCGGUUUGAGGAAGAUCGAUAUUUCUGCAUAUACCAUCACGGGAUCAGGUGUUUCUGCAGGAAGCAGUUCUUCCAAGGGAAGCAAGAUCAUCAUAGAUGAUUCCAGGUUCAAGUUCAUUAAUUCUAAUGAACUGCCUAAGCCUCGUAAGUUUACCGGUAAGAUCAAGCUCUAUCCAAGUGGAAGAGGAAGUUCUGUUCCUCUCGACUUGGCUCUAUACAAAGAGUAG
Molecule: messenger RNA, 1692 nt
Organism: Brettanomyces nanus
Lineage: Eukaryota; Fungi; Ascomycota; Pichiomycetes; Pichiales; Pichiaceae
Exons: 2
Coding region: 1-1692 (563 amino acids)
Source: RefSeq, a predicted model, not a curated record